AUGGCUGACUUCCGGGGGAUGCUCCCGGCGCGCUCCCGCCGCCCUUUCUCCUCUGCUCGUGCUUGCGCCCGCGCGCCCGCCGGAAGGAAGGAGCCGCCAUUACAGGAGGAGACACCCGAGUCACCCGGAUACACCCGGAAACCGCGAGCGGGGACUCCGUAAGAUCCGAGUCACCCGGAUGUAGCAUGGUGUCACGGGCCGGGCCCCAUCCACAGCACAGCACCGCGGGCACACCCGGAAACCGAGACCGGGCCCCACGGAGCCCCUGAUCACCCGGAAACCGAGACCGGGCCCCACGGAGCCCCUGAUCACCCGGAAACCGAGACCGGGUCCGACCUGCCCCCCGGGGGCCGCACCGAGCCUGGGAGGAGAGAGAGAGAGCGAGAGAGGACUCGGGGUGAGCGGCCUCCCUUAUAAAGAGAGACACGGUGUGUGUAUAGGGGCUGCCAGCCAGCUGUCUGUAUGGGAGUCACAUUGUGAUCAGACAUACCUACUACAUGUAUGUAUGUACACCCCGUGACAACAUACUACAUGCAUGUACACCCCGUGACAUCAUACUACAUGUAUGUAUGUACACCCCGUGACAACAUACUACAUGCAUGUACACCCCGUGACAUCAUACUACAUGUAUGUAUGUACACCCCGUGACAACAUACUACAUGCAUGUACACCCCGUGACAUCAUACUACAUGUAUGCAUGUACACCCUGUGACAUCAUACCGCAUGCAUGUACACCCCGUGACAUCAUACCGCAUGCAUGUACACCCCGUGACAACAUACCGCAUGCAUGUACACCCCGUGACCUCAUACUACAUGCAUGUACACCCGUGACCUCAUACUACAUGCAUGUACACCCGUGACCUCAUACUACAUGCAUGUACACCCGUGACCUCAUACCGCAUGCAUGUACACCCCGUGACAUCAUACCGCAUGCAUGUACACCCCGUGACAACAUACCGCAUGCAUGUACACCCCGUGACAACAUACCGCAUGCAUGUACACCCCGUGACAACAUACCGCAUGCAUGUACACCCCGUGACAACAUACCGCAUGCAUGUACACCCUGUGACAUCAUACUGCAUGCAUGUACACCCUGUGACAACAUACCACAUGUCAGACAUACAGUGGGUACACUCAGCAGAGCGCAUACUGUCACACAUCUACACACAGACAUUCACAGGGCACAUGCCAUCACCCUGUCUACAUAUUACAUAUGUCUACAUACAAAGGGAGCAUUGAGCACAGAGCACACUAUUAUCACACACGUACACACAGACGCUCACAGGGCACAUGCCAUCAUCACCCUGUCUACAUACAUUGUUUACACAUAACAUAUAAUGUAUAUGCACAAAAAAGAAAAGGCAUUAAUUUUAGUGGGCAAAUGAAAUGGUGUCAUGCAAUUUCUACUUCACACACACACACAUACUUAUCCACACUUUCGUACAUGCACAUACACAUUUUGUUCAUGCUGUGUCAAGCCACCUAGGUAUGCAGACUUUUACCUUACAUACUAUAUGUCAUCAUGCUAUUAUCAUGAAAAAAUUACAGCGUGCACACAUACACAUUAAUACAAGCAAACACAUUGUCAUAUACAAUAUUUAUAGGCAGGUAUAUACAAAUCUAUAGAUUUGUAUUUGCCUGAUCUUAUGUCAUGUUCGUGCUGGGUGAAGUCACCUAAGAGAUUUAAUUUUUACUUGUACAAUAUUACAGGAACAAACCAUUUCACUCCUCUCGCAUUACUUUUUGUAUCCACAUAAUGAAAUUCUUCUAUUGUUAUUUUUAUUUUAGUUUGACUUGACUCUGUACUAUUUGUCCUUACUAAUGUAGAACGAAAACAAUUGCUUAUAAAUAAUUCAUAUUCUCACAUGCUUAUGCAGAGUAGGGCAGAGUGAGUAAUGAGCUGUACAAGAUUUUUGUAUUUGCAGAUCAGUUCUGAUUUAGUGGUCAGUUUACAGUUUAUACAUUUCCAACAUAUUCUGUAGGACUAUACAGUGGGCAGACAUGUAAACAUACUGACUCAUGGUGGUCCGGCGGGUAUAAUCAUUUAAUGGAUUGCGGUUUUAUGAACUCAUGAUUCUGUGGGCGGUCAAACUUGAAUGACUAACUUAGACGUUCACUUAAACUAAAGAGUAGACAUACAUUAAAGAGAACCGAUAGGCACAAAAACAACUUUCGCUUAAUGGAACUGUUUUGGUGUAUAGAUCAUACUCCUGCAUUGUUACUGCUAAAUUCUUUGCCAUUUAGGAGUUAAACCAUUUGUUUCUGUUUAUAGCCACACCUGCACUUGCCUUGCCUGACACAGGCUGCAAGAAAAAAAUGCUUUAAUUUUUAAUCCGAUCUUAAAUUUACUUUAGAAGUUUUUAUUUCCUGCCCUGUGAAUUGAACUUUAAUCACACACAGGAGCCUCUUGAAGUCUUUAGAAGGCUAUCAACAAAGCAGGAUAUAAGAAAUUCUAAAUUAAACACACUCUGCAAUAAAGGAAGUUUAAAAAUUAGAUCGAUCUUUACAGGAAGUGUUGCACAAGGCUCUGUUGGUCUUGUGCAGGGAUGUGUGUCUGGAACUCCAUUAGCAAAGUGAUUUAACUUCCAAAUGGCAAAUAAUUGAGCAGUAAGAAUGCAGGGGAAUGAUCUGUAUACUAAAACAGCUUCAAUAAGCAAAAGGGUUAUGUUUUCUUUUGGUGCCUGUAGUAUCCUUUUGAGGUUCAAUCAAUUUGCAAAAAUUAAGCUAAUGUAGCUAUGUAGGGAAGAAACUUAAAAACAUAUUUUUCCUUUUGGGUCCCCUCCAUAAUAUUGCAGUUCUGGUUGGUUCACUAUAAUUAACUAUUUAUUUAGUGAAUUAACCCACACAUUAACAGAAUUUCCCUAAUCAUCAAAACCCAUUUCUCCUGAUCAUCAUGCAGAUUUUGUGGGACUUGUAGAUUAACUUCGAUAACAUGAAGACUUUAGAAUGCAGAUUCUAUUGAAAAACUUAGGGGUCUGCUCACUAAAGAGGGAAUUGUGAGAUAUUGCAGAUUUUAGGACAGAUAAGUUGAGCUGGAUAUUUUUGCUUGUUUUGACCUAAAUUUUUCAAUACCUUUUUCAGUGACCCGCAAUCCCCAGUUACUGGAUUAACCCUAUACUGUAACACGUAUGAUCUGGUUGACUUAUUGACCUAUAUGAAAUUAAUUUCUUAAACACAUUAGAAAGUUAGAAUUGACCUGUCGGCCAUAGGCAAACUGCUAUAGAUGCAAAGCAGAGAAUUUUGCUGAGCAAUAUUUAAAGGCAUGGCUGAUAGAUAGAGAUGAGCUGGUCAUUAUAAUCCAUAGAUGGAUUUUGAACCAGCAAACAAACUAAUGGUCUGUCAGUAUGUACGCUGGUUGGUGUAUGUCUAUAUCCCAAGGUUUGCUCUGUUUGCAUUUCUUUAAAGAGUAUGUGCUCUGCUCAGUGCAGCUUCAAAGUUUCUGAAAGACAAUAAUUAUGGAUAUAUCCACUAAAUGCGUAUAAACUACCUGUUUACCAAUAAUUAUUGAACAUAAGCAUUUUUAAUUUUAGUGAUUUUUUUUUUUUUUUUUUUUUAGAUUUGAUAGCCAAGGGCUGGUGCAGGACGUGUGUAUGUAUAUAUUUAUUUUCACACACUUAAGGUUGGCAAGGCACUGUGGGAUUUUUAGUUUUGUAGGAGCUAGGAAUAUUUGUGCAUUCAUGAUUUUUAGGUUUACAAAUUGAAAUAUGUUUUAUGAAAUAUAGGCAUGGGUACUGGCAGGAAUAUUAUCUAAAGUGUGAAUUGUUGGGAUUUCAAAUUCAAAGUGUACUUAAAAUUUUAAGCCAAAAUAACUGAAUCUUAAAAAAAAAUUCCCAAAUGUUUUCAAUUUUGGCCCAAAAAUUUAAAUUCACUUUAAAUUGUGAUAAUCAAGCAUUGGUGAAUAACCUUAAUAGUGAUUCGAAAGAAUACCCUUGGGGUUAUUCACUCAGGCCUUAAAGGGACACUAUAGUCACCAGAACCACUACAGCUUAAUGUAGUGGGUUUUGGUGUCAAUAUCCUGUCCCUGCAGGCUCAGCACUAUAAACAUUGCCUUUUCAGAAAAAAGGCAGUGUUUACAUUGCUGCCUAAUAACACCUCUAGUGGCAGUCACUCAGAUGGUCACUAGAGGUGCUUCCUAUUUCAGUGCUGCAGUAUGUGCAGCACAUUGUUCACCGUCUCCACGUACUGCAUGCGGAGAUGCUGACUGGCGCAACAUGGCAUUUUCCUGCGCAUGUGCAAUAGCCUCCCAUUGCUUUCUUUGAGAUUGAUAAUCUCAGCCAUGGAGGCGAGAUCAGCACGAUGAUGGAGAAAAGGUAAGUAAUGCUACUGUUUUACUCCUUUCUGAGGGGGGUGGACACCUAAAUAGGUAGUCCAGCAUUAGUGUUCCUUUAUGAUUUCCACUCAUCACUAGCCAUUGGCAAGUGGAAAUUUAGGAUUGGCUUGUAAAAUUCACAUCUGGUGGGUGUGUCGUGUACUCUCCAGACUUGUAGAGACAAGGCUAUGCUAGUUGCAUAGGACUUGAAAUUUGAAGCUUUUAUUCACCAAACUCUGAUAUUUGCAAAUUAAAUCAGCUUGGUAUAAAUAUCACAGUUAAAGGUUUUGUAACACCAUACAGCAUCCUGUCCCUAGUUUUUUACAGGUGUCCCCAUCUCUGUGCCAUAUAGAUUAAUUAUAGAAAAAACACCAAAUAAACGUUUUACGUACACUUUUCCAGCACCAAGGCUCCCUUAGCAUUUCUUAUCUCUCUGCUACUCAUAAAAGGAUAUUGGCGUCUGAUAUGCAAGCAUGGCAUGCAUUCAACACUUUUCCAUGCGCUUCUGUGUCACAUGACCCAGUUUUACUCUCAGUGCCACGAAAGUGCCUCUAGUGGCUGUGAGGAAGAUCGUCACUAGAGGUAGAGUUGGCAUUUUAUAAAUAAUAACUUCACCCUGCAUAGUAAGCACUGCAGUUUCUAAAAAAACAAAAACCUGCAAUGUUUUACAAUGCAGGGUUAAAAAGGCACCACUUCAUUGAGAAGUAGUGGUCUGGGUGACUAUAAUGUACCUUCAAGUUUAAAUAAUUGGUGAUUGAAGGGUUUUGUGAAUAUUUUGGGCUACAGCAUAGUAAUGUGUUUUCCCUAUGUAAUUGUAUUGGAUUAAAGGUAUUUUAAAUGCCUGUCACGUCUUCAGAAUUCUAUGUUUUUGGCCAUUCAGAGUAUCUACCAAUUAGAAGAAUGAGAUUCUCAAAGCCUAAACUGAAAAACUUCACAUAAUUUGGAGUUUAUUCAUUAAAUGGCAAAUACAUUUUAGACCCCUAUAGCUAAGCUGUAAAGGUGACUUACUCAGAAAAUGUUUUCUGGUCUGCUAUUCUCCCCACAAAUCAGAGAUUCUCCUCGGUUCCCUGAAUAGUUGGUACUGGAACUGUAGCACAGGAUAAUUGCUCUGUGGUGGGACACACAUACUGCCUUACAGCAGAUAGUUAUUCUGGGGAAUAUAGCUCAUAUUAGUUACAUGAGGGUUUUUCUUUUAAUUUUACUCGGGUCACUUAAAAGGGAUUCUUUCAUUCAAAGUUCCUAAUUAAAGUUAUUUAAUUCUCCCAUGCUUUGCUAGUUGUAGGAGCUCAUAUACCAAGCUGUUCCAGAAUGUACUCUCUAUGGGUUUGUUUGCAGUGGCUGCUGGAAUUGGCAUGAGUGCAUUGUGACCACCUAUGUGGCUACUCCCUUGAAAAUGACAAUCGUAGUAAUUCAUCUGCAUUUGCAAGCACGUUGCCUACCAUAACUAAACUAGGAAUCAAAAAUUUUAGUCAAUGUGGAAACAUUCCCCCAAGCCAGCUAUUUUUCCAGUUAUGCUAUUUUGGCGUAUAAUGUCCUUGUCAAUGCCUCACAAUUUUCUCGCUUAGUGGAUAAAGUCAGUGUAUUGAUUGGAAAAACAAAUAAUUUAUAUUGGGCUCUCUUAUUCACUGAUGACGCAAUCUCUUUUUAUUACUGCUAAUAUUGUAUAGUCACUUCUGUGUUGGUGUCAUGUUAUACUAAUGAAAGGCUAUCAUUGCAUUAUUCGAUAGAACAUUAAAGACAGGGCUGACUUUCUGUUUUCUAGAAUGUAGGAUAUAUAUACAUACAUACAUAAUGGACUUUUUCAAUAUUUAAUUUUUAACUGGUAAUCAUACUCUGAUAAAUGUUACCCCACUUUUGGGGCACCCCCUCUCUGACGCAAUUUUUUAGUUGAUGAAAAGCAGCACUCCUCAAUGUGAUCUGAUAAUUGAUAAAUCGGUAAUUACCGUUAAUUCCCUAUUUGAACUUCUUUCUCGGCCAAGGAUGGUACAUGAGGGCAAGUCCCAGAGAGCACUGGAUUCUGGGUUAAUGAGCUGUGCACGUGGGACCAUGCACAUAUGUGGACAGCCCAUUUUUAUCACAGUUGCUGUGACAACAUUAUGUAUAAAUCAGAUUUAAUUUCAUUGAGUAAUUUCUAGGUUUUGUCUGUUUCAUAUAGCUAGUGAUUUAGUUCAUUUGGUAAUGCAUUAACUGUGAAACCUGAUUAUAACUACGCACUGCAGGAGGUUUUAUUCCUGACUUGCUUUCAGCCUUCAUUCGCAUGUUGUUGUUGUUGUUGUUGCCAUUUAUGUAGCGCUUUACAAUAUUAUGAAAGGGGAUUUAACUAGAAAUAGGACAAUUACAAGAAAACUUACAGGAAUAAUAGGUUGAAGAGGACCCUGCUCAAACGAGCUUACAGUCUAUAGUUGAUAUCAAAGACACUGUUACAUAGUUACAUAGCUGAAAAGAGACUUGCAUCCAUCAAGUUCAGCCUUCCUCACAUUUGUUGCUGUUGAUCCAAAAGAAGACAAAAAACCCAGUCUGAAGUGCUUCCAAUUGUGCAACAAACUAGGAAAAAAUUCCUUCUUGACACCAAAAUAGCAGUCAGAUAUCUCCUUGGAUCAAGCAGCUAUUAUCCCACUAUUUAGAAAUUAUAUCCCUGUAUGUUAUGUUUUUGCAAGUAUUUAUCCAAUUGCUGUUUAAACAUCUGUAUGGACUCUGAUAAAACCACCUCUUCAGGCAGAUAAUUCCAUAUCCUUAUUGCUCUUACUGUAAAGAAACUGAGUUUCUUUGAGUGGGGUAUAAUGUCUCUAAUCCUGGAGGAUCCCCAAAUCCAGUAAACUGUUUUAUUCACUAAACGUUAAAUUGUAGCAAGUUGAAGUACAAAUGGUAAAAGUUAGGCAAACAUAGCUGAUUCGGAGAAAUCCAACUUGACUGUAUUAACAGCAUGACUAUAUUAGCUUUACAUUUGCAGUAUAGUGAAAUUACCCUGCCAAUGUACUGUCUUGUAAAGCACUCGACUUUAGCUAAUAUGUAGAUUAGCAAUUCUGGAAAAAUUAGCUAUUAAAACUGAACUAUUUUUCCAUCUCAUCUGCAGAUCAAGUUUAGUAUAUUAAACCCAUUGAUUGCCAUACAUACCAGCUACUGUUCUCUAUUUUUCUCUACAUGCCUUGAAUAUUUAUAUAUGCAAUUUUAUUAAAGCGAAUUCAUGUAUUUUUCGUUUCCCAGGCACCCAUGCAUUAACUCUCCAAUGUGUUAUUUUAAUUACUUACAUUUCUUUAUUAAAGUAAUAAAUUACUGAGCCAUUUCCAAUAGCUGAACUUGAUAUAGGCCAAGUCUGCCUUGAAAUGUUACUGCUUUCUGUAGAAAGCUGACCUCUUGACUAUGUGCCCCAUAUGCCAUUUGCAGUCAGGGUUUUAUUGGGGCUGUCCACUCUUGGUAAAAAGCACUGACUCUAAAACAAAGUCUGAUUAAUCUAAUUUGGCCAUUUAAAAAAAUGUGUCUAUAUUAUAUAUUAAAGUGUUAACAGAUAUCUUUUUCCAGUCUCAGACUUUGAACAUGCAUUCUGGAAUUUGCUUGCAUAAUACUGCGAGGCUUGGCUAGAUGUUACUGGACAGUGUCUUUUGGUGUAUAGUGGAGCCUUAGAACCCCUUAUUGUUAUGCAGCAGCACCGAUUCUAGGAUUCCCUGGGGUUUGUAAACUGAUCACUCAUAAGCUGCAUUAACCGUGUUUGUUCUGAGUGUGACAUACACAGCACAUUUUAUAGGUUUUUCAAAGACUGUUAUAAAAAAAAAAGUGGAUCGAGUACAGCUGGCAAAUCAUGAAAGAGCACCUUGUCUCACAUCUUUUCACCUGUGGCACCUAGUCAUAGGGCAGCAUGUUGGACGUCUUGAUCUUUCACUCAUCCAUCUUGUCAUUUGUACACUCUCCAUAUUAGAAUAAAGUUGUUUUGGUUUUCAGUGCGCUUACAUAUUUAAAAAAACAAAACAAAAAAAACCCACCACAUUUCCUGGAGUAUUGGUGUUCCUCGACCUGGUGUGAAAAGCACAGAAAUCAUAGGAUCUUGGUAGUAACUAGGAGUAAAUAUUUGUUGACUAGAAAUCUAUUUUAUUUUUGUGUGUGUGUUAAAGGCACACUCCAGGUAAUAUAACCACCACACUGCAUUGCAGGAUUUGGGUACAGUCCCAUUUUAAUUUUCAAACCUGUGAAUUCCUGGAGCCCUGAGCUCAUCCCCUCUGCUGGAGACAUCUUAAUGAGAAUGUUCACUGCAAGGAGAGGUCAUAAAGACCGGAGUAUAGAAACAUUCAUGUCGAAUUGCUGUUAAACCUUGUCUGAAUGGACACUGAAAGGGUUAACAGCUGUAAAAAGCUGCAAAUAUUCAGUGAACUGAAUCUACAAUAUGUGGUCACACUGUAUCAAUAUUUUGGAUGGAUAAUAAGGAAGGAAACUUCUUUAUUAUGACCUCUCCUAUUGACUGGGUAAGCUUAGGGUACAUCUCCCAUUGCCUCCUAUUAGCCUAACUGCUGAUAAGCUGCAGUGGUUAUGGUGGUUGGAAUGUCCCUUUAAAUAUGUCUCAGUAUGUUAAGGCUCUUAAUAUGGAGAUUGCUGAGUCAUUUAAGGAACAGAGCAGUAGUUGGGUUGCAUUAGAUCACCAGCCCAUUCCCCCAUCCGAUUCAGGGCCAUCUUUAAGGCGGGGCAAACUGGGCCGCUGCCCCAGGCCCCGUUUCUCCUGGGGGGCCCAAGGCCGCUGCCCUCAUCAAUUUAUUUUUUUUAAUUUUAAUUUUUUUUCGUCCUCUGAGUCCACCCAGUGGGCUUGUAUCAGCCGGGUCCCGGUCGGGCACUGUCGCCCUUUCACAUCGCGACCGGGCCCCUUGCUUUCCGGCAGCCGGCUGGGAGGCAGUGACAGCCGCGAGUCACUUCCUCUCACAGAGAGGAGCUGCACGGAAACUGUCAGGAAGAGUCGCGAAGGGGGGGAGAAUGAGCCUGCAGUGAGUAUGGAGGCUCCUCACUCCCAUCAGCUUCUGGCACCACACUGGACCCCAGGGAAGCCACCCUCCAGCAAAAGGUGGGAAGCUGGAGGGUGGGUUUAAAAAUGUACAUUUUGUAUGUGUCCGUAUAUCUCUGUGUGUCAGUAUGUCUGUGUGUGUGUGUAUCUGAGCACAAACUUUAAAUACAAAUACACCCCUCCAUUCAAACUUUAACACUACAUACAAACACUCCUCUGUGUUAAACACCAGAAUUAUAUAUAAACACACGCCUACGUUAAAAAACAAACACUACACAUAAAUGUACACUUUUAAACUCCAAUACCACAUACAAACACAUUCACACAAACAUGCUUACAUUCAUCAUGUUUGAUUUAAUUGUUCUUGGCUCUGCAGGUGCAUUUUACAAGCCCUUUCUGGACUGUGCAGAGAAAGGAAAUGACUGAUUUGAAUAAAAAGCCUCUGAGUGCCAGGCCAUCCCCACCCCCAAAUCUGAAGCAUAUUUAGACCACAACAGGUCCUUUCAGGAUUGCUGACUGCAGGCAUCUUACUAGUUUCCUAGUUUUGCCUGACUGCUAAUACUGUAUAAAUUAACCUAUUAUUAUUUGCAAAUGAAUAAUACUAUGUUCUGUUCUAUUGAAGGCAUUGUUUAAACAGCUUAAUGAUAUCCCAGAAUGUAACCCUCUAGUCUAGUGAGUUCUGCUAGAAAAGAGAGAUGGCUGCUUACUGGGAAUCAUCUUGGAAAUCUUGUAGCAUUUAUAUAUAUCUAUCUAUCUAUAUCUCUAUCGAGAAAUUUCAGCCGUGCACAUUGAAUAGGGUGAGGUCAUACAUCUCAUUUCUGCACUGAUUAAUGGAAGCCCAGCCAUUGAUGUCUGACUUUACGCUGGCACUCACAGCAUCCUUUCAAUCCAUCCCUUUUGCAUUCUGGGUGAUGUCUAAUGUCAGAGACUUGCUCAGCACUAAGACUGCAUACUGCCUCAUUAAAUGAUGGUGAGAUAACAUCUGCUUAGAGAUUGAGUAGAAUGUAUGCUCCUGGUAAUAUAAGGGUUAAUGGAUUAGCUUCAUAAAUAUAAAUAUCAAUAAACAGGUGUUUUACAUUGAUAUUUUAUUCAGUACAGUUUGCUGGGAAUUGUUGGAUUACGUGCUAUGCAUUAUGGGAGUGUACAGAUAUAGCCUGCAGCUCAAAGCCAAACAAUACAAUUCUGUGGCAUAUACAAGAUUUAAUCUGCAUGUUUGCUGGACUGGGUGCCUCAGUAGCCUCAUAUAAGGAUUUUUCUUUUAUUUACCAAAAGCAGACCUUCCAAAUGUUUUAUGGAUGACUUAAGAAGCAAUAUGGCACCUCCCAGUUUGAUCAUUAUAGGUUUUUUUUUAUUUGUAGCUCAGUGAGAAUCAUAAUGAAUAAUAAAAGAAAUGCUUGCUUCUGUUAGUACAUCAUAGUAAAAGGGACACAAUAGGCGUCAAAACAACUUUAGCUUAAUGGAGUGGUUUUGGUGUACAGAUCAUUCCCCUGCAGUCUCACUGCUCAGUUCUUUCAUUUAGGAGUUAAACCACUUUGCUUCUGGAGCCCUAGUCACAACUCUCUGCAUGUGAUUUACACAGCCUUCCUAAACACUUCAUCUGAAGAGAGAUCUGAUGUUUAAACUUCCUGUAUAGUAAAUUCUGUUCAAUAUAGAAUGUCUUAUCUCCUGCUCUGUUAAUAGCCUUCUAGACGCUAAAUGAGCCUCCUGUAUGUGAUUUAAAGUUCCUUUUCUGGAGCAUGAGAUAAUAACUUGUAAAGCGAGUUAACAUCUGAUUGAAAAUGAAACCAUUUUGUUGUCAUGCAGGCUGUGUCAGUCACAGCCGGGGAAGCUGUUGCUAGAGCUGCAUGGACAGAAACAAAAGUGAUUUAACUCAUAAAUGGCAGAGAAUUGAGCAGUGAGACUACAGGAGCAUGAUCUAUACACCAACACUGCUUCAUUAAGCUAAAGUUGUUUUGAUGCUUCUAGUGUCACUUUAACAGAAGUAUUUCGAAAAUUCUCCCAUCCCAAGAAAAACAAACAAAAUGUUUUCCUGCACUAUUGGCUCCGGUUUAUGGGACUUGUAGUCUCACAAACAGCAGUAGGGCUAUAGGUUGCUUAAAACUGCUGUAAAAACACCCGUGGGAGGCGACAAAGAAAAGUGGCCAAGAUCAGCUUCCUUCUAUAGCCUGGUCUGACAAGCCCUGGAUUCAAAACACAAUGAGUGCACUUACAUAAGAACAAUACCUUAUGCACAUGAAUGGAAUACACUGAAAUGUCAGGUUUCUAGGGCUGGACGUUUUGUUCCAGACGUGAUGCAGUGUGUUCACAUGCUUCUGCUUGCACUGCCGUGUCAGACCUGGCUUGGAUCCUUUGACAGCUAUUCAGUAUGAGAAAUCUAUAACAUCAGCUUUAUUGAUGCUGCGGAUCAUGUUGAGCACUUAGCACGCCAAAAUAUCUGUUUUGCAGAUUCAACCCGUGAAGAAAUUAUUUUUCUGGUUUGUUAGUCACAAAGAAAACUGGAUCGAAUUUCAUAAUUUAUUUUAGGUUCUAGGCUGUGUGCCUGUCAUGUUCUUUUGAUUUGUAUAUUCGAUAAGGCUAGACUAUAGAAGUAAUUUUUAAAGGGAUUCUUCCAGCACCAGUAUAACAUAUGCUGUUUGCGUAGGUUAUAGUGCAGGGGGUUCUGUGCCCAUUUGCUCUUUGUGACCUUGGGAUAUAACUGCGUCAGUUUGCAAAAAAGUGCUGUGUCUUUAAGACCAACCCUCACUACUCACUCAUUAGGUCACAAGAUGCUCAACACUCCCGUUGAAGAUAAAUGCGUGGCUAGGAUUGGCUGACAGGUUUCAGCUACUUCCUAGUCUGAACAGAGCUCAUGGCAGGAAGCUGUAAAUCUAAAGAAUUUGCAGUGAAUGCAGAAACUUCAGAUAUUAAUAUCUUUCACUAUUAAUGAAUAGAAAAAAAAAGAGGCCAACCCCUCCUUGUAGUGUCCUUUUUAAUAAAUUAAUCUAAUCGUAUCUGUCUCUGGAAGGGUCUACUAGUUGCUGUCCCUUAAAAGGGGUGAAAGUGUUGGGAAUAUCUCGGCAGGGCUGACCAAAAGCUGCUUCCCUGUUGUAGUAACAUUACAAAUUCCAUGAUAGUUUAGCAGCCUGACUGCUCUGUGUAUCAUGGGAGUUGUAGUUUGACCAUAAUUGGCGUUCUUAUGGAUUAUGCUACUUCAGUUAAUUACUUUACUCUUUAUACAAAGCUAUAACUGUGAUUACAGGUCUGAUCAGAUUCCAGGGCUUGUUACAUUUUGGAUUAAAUCUGUUUUUUCUUUUUUUCCAGCUAUAUUUUUUUUAAAAUGUUAGGGAUCCAUUGAAAUUUUUUUUUUUUUUUUUGGCAAUAUUGUUACCUUUGUCAUGAUGGUCUUAAACAUGUCAGGUGUCCGUGGAAUGGUUAUAUUUUUCAGAUAUUCUGUUGAAUCUCUUCUGCUACCCAUGAUGCAAAAUACACAAUGCAAUUUCUACUUUACCAUAUUCUCUAGUUUCUUUUCACUAUAGCUUUUUUUUUUUACCCCAUAUUUCAUUUGAUGCUAUUGCUACAUUUGAUAGCUGCACUGACAUUAGUUUCUCCUACUUGUAAGGAGAGCCCAGAAGCACUGCACCGUUAUCUGUGAAUGACUUUUUUUUUUCCAGCAUUGGAAAACCUAGACCUCAAAACAUUUUGACGCAUAUAGAAUCUUUGUCAAGCCUUGGUUGUUGGGAAAAAAGUAAUUGGGCUUAAGGUAGUGUUUUGUAGCAUUCUUUGCUGUUGAGUGAUCGAGGAUUUUUGAGUCCUUUUAUUUCUGGUAGUUAAUUCCCUUCUACACAGAUAGGCCUGCAUUAUAACAUACUUGAUUUUGCUUUCUCCUCUUUUUCCUGUAUCUUGUAAUAUCUGUCAUUGUGGCUUUUUUUUCCUAAUGUAGUGUCUUUUUCUUUACAGACUUCUGA
Messenger RNA from Pelobates cultripes (western spadefoot toad), 13234 nucleotides. The record is from the annotation of a GenBank genome assembly. NCBI's taxonomy places the organism in Eukaryota, Metazoa, Chordata, Amphibia, Anura, Pelobatidae.